CAUUUCUAGCCAUCUACUACUCACUGUUGGUAUCUGACCAUAGCUGUUGAUAUCUGAUGGCAGCUUUUUGUAGUCAUUUCCCAGCUGUCAUUUGACAUUAAUCACUUCUUGGAAAUACUUAUUGCAAUAACAAUUGUUGAAAAGGGAGAGGAAGUGAGAGAGAAAGAGAGGGGGAGUAGGAGAGGAUCUCAGAGGGCUGAGGUUCUUAUUCGUGAGAGAAACCUGGCAGCAGCGGACAUGCGGGGUCUUCCGACUGUGGUUCUUCUGCUGGUCAUUGCGCUGGGCCAGGCAGAGGCUCGGCAGAGCAGGUGUUUUGCUCGAUUCAACCUGGUCUCCGGCCAGUGUGAGGAAGAGUUGGCUACGGUGGAUGAAGAUGACUGCUGUCAGAAUCCUCACUAUGGCUUCAUAGAUGCUGCUGGGGAGUGUCAAUUCUGUGGCUCCCCAGUGUGGACGGACUGGACACCAUGGUCCAAAUGCUGGAACAUGUGCGGUUCAGGCGUGGUCGAGAGAACCAGGAAGUGUCACGGCCUAUCAGAGUGCUCCGGUGUCCAGGCCUCACACGAGAUGAAACCGUGUGAAUCGGACGCCUGCUGCCCAGUGGCAAAGUGGGAGGUCUGGGGCGACUGGGGCCCCUGUUCCGUGUCCUGUGGGAGUGUCCCGGGACAUCGGGAGAGACAGAGGGUGUGUUCACAUCCCACGCCGGGAUGUGAACUCACCUGCAAGGGACCCGGAUCCGAAACGAAAGCAUGUGAAUCCGAAUCCCAGCCGUGUCCCGUUCACGGGGGCUGGGAUCACUGGUCGGGCUGGAGCCCAUGCACUGACGUGUGCAUCCAGGGACCCUUCAGUGAGGAUCGUUUAGGGGUCUACCCCACCAGGAGACGAGAUCGCGCCUGCUCCAGCCCCGCCCCUUCCACCACGCCCGUUGGAAACGAUUGCCAUGGCAACAACGAAGACAUCCAGAACUGCAGCGAGCUGCCAAACUGCCCAGUGGAUGGCGGCUGGGGGGCCUGGGGCCCUGCAGGAGCCUGCUCUACUUCCUGUGGGCAGGGGCUAAAGCUAGUGAUCAGGCAAUGUGACAACCCCCCCCCGCAAUAUGGCGGACAGCACUGUGUCGGCAACAGCACAAAGACAGAAAUCUGCAUGAAACCUUGUCCAGUGCACGGCGUCUGGACCGGGUGGGCAGAGUGGGCUGAUUGCACGGCUAGCUGUCACUCAAAUCGCGACUCCACGAGAAGCCGUUUGCGUUCCUGUUCUAACCCCGCCCCUUCCUCUGACGGAAACAAGUGCCUAGGAGAGGGCACGGAGAGAUUGAAGUGUGAUGAGUUACCCAACUGUCCAGUGGACGGAGCGUGGGGCAAAUGGGGAGACUACGGCGACUGCACCGUCACCUGUGGUGUGGGCCAGCGCAUCUCCCUCAGGGCCUGUGACAACCCGGCCCCCCAACACCUCGGAGAACAAUGUCUGGGGAGCUCCAGCAAGGCCAAAACCUGCACCACCAACACCCACUGCCCCAUUGACGGCGUGUGGUCCGACUGGUCGGACUGGGGCGACUGCAAGGACAGAGGCGAACCCGUCGGGUGUAGCAUGAGGCAGGGCAGCCAGUCGCGGAGCGGCAGCUGCCUGGGGAGGGACUUCGGAGGCAAGGGUUGCCCCCCUCCUGCCGGGGGAGGGACCAUGUUCCAGAUGCGUGGCUGCUAUGACAUCCACAACUGUAAUACGAUGCCAGGCCUCGGUUGGAGUGAGUGGUCGGAGUGGGGCGUGUGUACCCGAAGUCGCGAUAACAAGAUGAAGAGCCUUCGAGUCAGAGUGUGUGAGCCCGACCUGAGAGAGUACAGCCCUUAUAAUCACCGUGGUCGUGAGAUGUCAUUCAGUGGAACGCCAAAACCAAGAUGCACGAGAUCGUCGACCGACGUGAGGGAGCUAGUGGAGUGUAUCCAACUACCUGUGGUUCACCUUGAAUAAAAUUGUCGGUUAAACACUACCGACACCCACCGCACAGCUUUUUACUCACAAGUAGAGCCUCAGGAUUUUUCGUGCUCAAGUGCUGGUACUAUAUUUGCUUAUGAUGUUACAUCAGUGACAAGUAAUAAAAAUACUUUUUCCUUUUG
Molecule: messenger RNA, 2108 nt
Organism: Gadus morhua (Atlantic cod)
Lineage: Eukaryota; Metazoa; Chordata; Actinopteri; Gadiformes; Gadidae
Product: properdin
Exons: 11
Coding region: 238-1962 (574 amino acids)
Source: RefSeq, a predicted model, not a curated record